GGAUAGUUUUGAACUGGAUAAACUUUCAGUUCAGCAAUUAAAGGAGAUAAUAAAGUCGGCUAAUCUUUCUUUUGAAGGUUGCUUAGAAAAGCCUGAACUUUUGAAUAGAGCUAAAAAGGCUGUGGCCGUCAUUCAGGACUUGUCAAAAGAUAUAUCUUCUGCAGCAGUGGGUGAAGGAUUUCAAAACUUGCACACAGAGCUAAAGCUUUUUGGGAGCUAUAAUUGUAUAGUUGCUGUGGAAAAAUCAAAAAGUUUAAUCAGUAAGGUUGACGGUGCUGUUAUUAUGCUUCAUGGUUUUCAAGCAAAAAAUAUCGGAUUAUUACCUUUUGCAAACGAAUUUUAUUUACACCAAAAAACUAGUAUUGCUGAAGAUAAAAAUAUAAUCUUUGUAUUCCCUCAAGCUCCAAGAGGGGGCCUUUUAAAUGUUUCUCAGUGGUGGGAGAUUGAUUUAGUUAAGUGGCUUAACGCCGCUAACGGAGAUCAAGCUGUACUGGCAAAGUUGCUUCGGGAAAGGCCAGAGGGUCUGGCAGUCGCAAGGAAAAAUUUAAGUUUGCUUAUGGAUCAAAUUUGCGAUAAGUAUAAUUUAAUUUCUCACGAAAAUCUAGUUCUUGCAGGAUUUAGUCAAGGAGCAAUCACUGUUAUGGAUGUUGCUUUAGAUAGACUAAAUAGUUAUAUUGCUGAUGAGAAAAGCGGUGGGCCUCCUGCUGGAAUCACAAUGCUUAGCGGGGCACCAACUGUUAUAGAGGAGUGGAGUGCAGUACUGAAGAAGUAUACAGAUUUGGUGAAAAAGAUGAAUAAUAACAAAAAGUAUAAAAAAUUGAAAGUUUUUAUUUCCCACGGCCUGCUUGACCCUGUUCUUCCCUAUGUUGUUUCUGGAUGGACUAAAUCACUUUUAGAGCAAACACCUGACGUUGUUGAGCUUCAGUACGUUUCUCACAAUGAAGGCCACUCUUUUGGAUGUGCAGAGACCAAGAAUAAAAUCUUUUCAUUUUGGCUUGAUGCGCUGAUUGGCGCUUGUUAACCA
This is a messenger RNA of Zophobas morio, 1024 nucleotides long. RefSeq lists its product as uncharacterized. Gene Ontology annotation, molecular function: hydrolase activity. Lineage: Eukaryota; Metazoa; Arthropoda; Insecta; Coleoptera; Tenebrionidae. The record is from RefSeq and is a predicted model, not a curated record. The coding region runs from base 284 to 1021 and encodes 245 amino acids. The transcript has 9 exons.